UUCAAUUAACCCCUUUCUUUUUUAUGUAUGCGCAAUUUGGGCCCAAUCCCACCAUCGAAAUGAGCUCGCUCUCAUCUCUCCUCUCCUUCCGAUCCCCAAUCCACUCUCGAGGUGCUCUUCUCCGACGCUUCGGGGGGACGACGACGAUGAUGAGUGGCACGGUGGACCCCCGUUGCUCGAUCGCGCCUCGGGCCUUCGAGUGCUUGGAUGGGAUCCGAACCCUAGCGGAAUCGGGACGCUAUAAGGCUUGGUUCUUAGAUCAAUUUGGAGUCCUUCAUGAUGGCAAAAAACCGUACCCUGGCGCCAUUUCUACAUUAGAGAAUCUAGCAAAGCAUGGGGCGAAGAUGGUAGUUAUAAGCAAUUCUUCCCGGCGAGCAUCUACAACCAUAGAGAAGCUAAAUAAACUUGGCUUUGAUUCUUCUUUGUUCGUCGGGGCCAUCACUAGUGGAGAAUUGACGCAUCAAUACCUUCAGAGGAGGGACGAUCCAUGGUUUGCGGCUCUCGGAAGAAAAUGCAUACACAUGACGUGGAGUGAUCGAGGUGCAAUAUCUCUUGAGGGCCUAGGCUUGCAAAUUGUGACUGGUGUCGAUGAUGCUGAUUUUAUAUUAGCUCAUGGAACUGAAGCGCUUGGGCUUCCUUCGGGUGAUGCAACGCCCAUGUGUCUUGAGGACCUCGAGAAAAUAUUGGAGCUCUGCGCCAACAGGAAAAUUCCUAUGGUGGUAGCGAAUCCAGAUUAUGUAACUGUGGAAGUUAGAGCUUUGCGUGUCAUGCCUGGUACACUGGCAGCUAAAUAUGAGGAACUUGGAGGUGAAGUGAGAUGGAUGGGAAAGCCUGAUAAGGUGAUCUAUGCAUCAGCUAUGGCCAUGGCAAAUGCGGAUGCCGGUGAUUGUAUUGCCGUUGGCGACUCUCUCCACCACGACAUAAAGGGCGCGAAUAGAGCUGGAAUCGCUUCGGCAUUUAUAGCCGGCGGAAUCCAUGCAGACGAACUCGGGCUCAGUUCAUUUGGAGAAGCCUCCAGUUCUGAUUCAGUCCAUACACUGUCCUGCAAAUAUGAUGCUUAUCCAUCUUAUGUUUUGCCUGCUUUUACAUGGUAGAUGAUUGCUUGGCUUGUUGUAAGCACUUUUUAGGACCCAAUUGUUGCAACUCUAACAAUUUAUUAUCACAUUACCCGAUUGUUGAACUAAGCACUUUUAGUUUUGGCAAUUUUUAUUUGAAAUA
Ananas comosus (pineapple) is the source of this 1218-nucleotide messenger RNA. RefSeq lists its product as uncharacterized. The record is from RefSeq and is a predicted model, not a curated record. The transcript is spliced from 8 exons. Gene Ontology annotation, molecular function: phosphatase activity. Bases 24 to 1094 code for a protein of 356 amino acids. NCBI's taxonomy places the organism in Eukaryota, Viridiplantae, Streptophyta, Magnoliopsida, Poales, Bromeliaceae. Gene Ontology annotation, cellular component: chloroplast.